CUAAGAUUAGCUAAUCCAUUAUCGCUCAACUAAAUUAAGUAUGAACCCAUCCAAAAAUAUCCGUAUCCAACUGCACGAUGUAUCUCCCAUGUCCCCGAUCAGUAAGAGUUGGGCUCUUUGAAACGAAAGCGAGCCAUACAUAUUGGGCCUCUUUUCCUUGAUACCAGAUACACAAUAGUAUUAUGGGCCUAAAAGCCUACGGGCUAACACAUCGUAGGAAAAGGCGGGCACGCUCUUCCUAAUUAUCCUCCCUGUGCCGUCAAACCUUCUCGGACUUCACCACACUCACACAGCUUCUUAUCUUCGCCGGAGUGCUCGGCCUGUCUCAGGCGGCGAUGUCCCGUCCGACCUCUUUCCGAUUUCCCUCUCUUCUUCAACCCGCAACCCGAUUUCUUUCCAUCGCAAUCCGGUCUCCCCUUCAGAAACCCCCAACUUUCCCUCCCCUCCAGGUUCAAAUUUCACUCCGCAGAACCAGAAAUCCCAAUCCUCACAGCUGCUCCGCCGUCUCCGACAGCUCACCCGUAGAGCCCUCUCCGUCGCCGCCGACCAUCGUAUUUAUCAAAGGACUGUCUCUAUCGACCACCGAGGCACGGCUGAAGACGGUGUUCUCCCAGUUCGGAGAAGUCAGCCGAGUGAAAAUCAUAGUGGACAAGCGAACGAUGGAGUCACUGGGAUUCGCUUAUGUGUGGUUUGUUAGCAAAGCGUCUGCGGAUCUCGCUGUGGAAGGAAUGAAUGGAAAGUUCUUUGAUGGCAGGUUCGUCCUAGUUACCAUUGCAAGGCCUGGUUCCUGCAAAAUCGACAGGAAUAGAACAGCAGCUCAUUUCAGGUUUUGAUUAUCAGUAAGGGUGUCCAUUCGGGUUCGGUUUUUCGGGUUUACCCGAAACCGAUCCGAUUAUAUACAUUUUCGGUUUUUCGGGUUUGGGUUUGUUUCGGGUUUUGGGUUUUUCGGUUUCAGGUUUGGUUUUGCUUAUUGGUUUUUUGGGUUCCGGCUAAAAACCUCCAAUGAAUAGAACUCAAUCCGUAUUCUUAGGCGUUCAGGUUUUCGGGUUUUGGUUUUGCUUUAACCGAACCCGAUAAGGAAUUUUCGGGUUUCGAGUAACCGGAACCCGCAAGUCCUUAUCGGGUUCAGGUUCGGUUUUAGUGGUUUUUGAUUUUGGGAUUUUUUGGGUUUCGGUUCGGGUAACCAAACCCGACCCGAACUGACACCCCUAAUUAUCAGCGGUGAAGGUAAGUGAGUUCGAUCAUCACGAGUUGUAUGGCAAUUAGGCAGCUCAUGUAUCCCAAUUCUAUCACUGCCACUUUAAUCCAUCGAUGGCUAUUAUCCUCUAUGUCUCUCACGACGACUGCAAUUAGUCAUUGUGUAUUCUUUCCAAGCCAAAAACACUAUUGUGGAUGCAAAGAAAAGCUUCAGGGUAGUUAGGACUUAGGGUUUAUAGAAAUGUAAGGUGUAACUGUGAACCUGCAGGAGAGAAAUGAUCUCUCCAGAGAGCUUUAUACUUAGCUGAAGAAGAGUAAUGUUCACGAAAACAAAAAAAAUAUUAAAUUGUGAAACUGUAAUUCAAAUACAGUCACGUGUCUUUAGUUGAUUGGCCUUACGUAUUUCCAAUGUAACGGUAAAUGUGUCGGAACUCCACAAUGACAUCACUUCGUUCUUCAAAUCAACUCAAUCCUGGGUUGAUAAUGUUUUUUUAUGUUGCGUCUUGGUUCUUUUCACUUCAUGAGCUGGCGAUCAUGUUACUAAUUCCACUGCUCAAGCUUUCUCUAGAUGACUAGAGAGAUGGAACUAAGAGUGACAUGGUAGUUGACAAACAUAUAUCGAGAUAGCUUGUUUGCUUUUUGGUUCAUGAACUUGUGAUAAUGUUACUAAUUCCAUGACUCGAGCUUUAUGUGGAUGCGUAGAGAUUUAACUAAGAAUAUUUAACAGACAUAUAUAUUGAGACAAGCAGGAUGUUGAUGAUGAAUCCGUAUGUUUUUUUUUUAUAGAAAUCUGCAUGGGAGAUGUUAUGCUCUGUCUGUAUAUAAGAACCGUGGUGCCCUCAAAACAGGAGGCCUGUUGGCCUUAGAAUAUACGACAACUUUGGAGUUACUCCCAGCUCUAUUCUUUAUUGUACUUGUGUGCCUCGAUCUCAUUUUAUAUGACUGAUCAAAAUGCUAGAAUCUUUACCAAGCGUUGGUAUCGUGGUGGAACAUUUGAUAAAUCAGGAGACCUCAUUGCAAUGUAUAACAACAUUUCUUCUUGCCUACUUCAUACUGCUCCAAAUUGUUAGAAGCUCAUAUAUUUGUUCUGUUUUUAGAGCUACUGAUUAUGCUGCUUCUAAUGAAGGUGGUGACCGUACGUUGGUUAACGAAUAGAGGAAAAUGAAAUGUUAAGUUCCAUGAUGCUCUAUCAAUACUACUGUUUUGGUGCAUCUUGUCCUCAACCUAGGAAAUGGAGGGUAGAAGGUUACAAAUGUUCAGUGGCUUUUGUUUUAUUUGUAAGAUAUUUUGGAUUUUUAGUUCAUCUAAAGACUUGGGAAGAAAUAAAGAUAGAUUUUCAAUAUUGUCCCAUUGAAGUCGUUCUUCUUGGUAACUACUUAGCCAAGUCUAGACUUACGGAAGGUGUUGAUGUGAUUUUGUUAGAAGCAUAGAAGUUUAGCUCUGCACCUGCUUUACUUGCUAAAUGAUGUUUAUUCUUUUUGGACAACCUUUUACGCUGCUUUCUUCAAAGAAAACAGCCUUGUGGGU
This is a messenger RNA of Linum trigynum, 2724 nucleotides long. The record is from the annotation of a GenBank genome assembly. NCBI's taxonomy places the organism in Eukaryota, Viridiplantae, Streptophyta, Magnoliopsida, Malpighiales, Linaceae.